AUGGUGGUCAAAGAAGCUUCAGUUCACUACUACUGCUGGCGGAACCACAAGGCUGAUGCCAGGCGCAGGCGCAGACGCAAACGCGUCAAUCAGCGGGAAGACCCUCUGAGCAACCUUGGCGUCCUCUAUGCGGAGUUCUUGAGGUGCCCUCCAGACCCCAAGAAUGUUGCACACACUCACAUGCAAUUGACUGACUCUGUAACUGGCACCCGCUGGUACCUGAGGUACCCAUCACAAGCCACGAUGCCCGUCUUCGCGCUCCUCAUCAUCUCCAAAGCCGGUUCGCUCAUCUACCACCGCACUUUCCCAACUACCUCCCCGGGCACCGCGGCCGGGAACCUCACGGGCCAAAGCCAAACCCAGACAGUAGGCACCCUGGGACUGCCAGGAACCUCUACGCUCACGACGAACGAUUACCUGGUCCUGGCCGGCACAUUCCACGGCGUCCACGCAAUUACGCGCUCCCUCACGCCCAAGUUGCCUGUGACGUCCUCAGCCACAACUCCAUCAGGGAAGAACUGGACAUAUCCCGACCCGACCGUGGCCCCGUCGGGCAUCGAGUCCCUCGAAUCCUCGUUCUUCCGGCUCACGGUCUUCCAGACGCUGAGCGGAACCAAGUUCUUGUUGUUCACUGACCCGAGCAUGCCCAAUACAGAUGUGCUCAUGAAGGGCAUCUAUGAGAGAUACGCGGACUAUGUAUGCAAGAACCCUUUUUGGCAGAUGGAGAUGCCUAUCAGGAUAGAAGCAUGGGACAGGAGCUUAGGGCAAUGGUUGACGAGGCGAUAA
Molecule: messenger RNA, 786 nt
Organism: Cladophialophora immunda
Lineage: Eukaryota; Fungi; Ascomycota; Eurotiomycetes; Chaetothyriales; Herpotrichiellaceae
Exons: 3
Coding region: 1-786 (261 amino acids)
Biological process (GO): endoplasmic reticulum to Golgi vesicle-mediated transport
Cellular component (GO): TRAPP complex
Source: RefSeq, a predicted model, not a curated record